This is a messenger RNA of Catharus ustulatus (Swainson's thrush), 1696 nucleotides long. It is a transcript of the gene CPLX3, whose product is annotated as complexin 3. The coding region runs from base 360 to 833 and encodes 157 amino acids. Gene Ontology annotation, cellular component: terminal bouton; SNARE complex. Gene Ontology annotation, molecular function: syntaxin binding. The record is from RefSeq and is a predicted model, not a curated record. Gene Ontology annotation, biological process: regulation of neurotransmitter secretion; neurotransmitter transport; synaptic vesicle exocytosis. NCBI's taxonomy places the organism in Eukaryota, Metazoa, Chordata, Aves, Passeriformes, Turdidae. The transcript has 4 exons.
ACCGGAGCCGUGCGAGCCCCGGUGCUGCAGCCCCGCUCUGCUCACGGCCGGGACCGCUCCGCCAUGGGCGGCCGGGCGGCGCGGCCCCGCUGACCCCGCACACCCCGGGACCCCGGACUCCCACAUCCCGGCUAGUCCGGCAUCAUCCCGGCAACUCCGGACUCUGCUGUCCCGGGAACUCAGCUCCACAGCAUCCCGGCUCUCCGGGAACUCCGCUCCACUGAGCCCGGCUCCUCCACCUCUACUCCGGCAUCCCGGGAACUCCGUGCUCCCCCGGCACGGGAACUCCGCUGCGCUGACCGCUGGUCCCGGCUCCUCGUGAAUUCGCUGCAGCCCCCCGGCCCCCCGACGGCGUGACCAUGGCGUUCAUGGUGAAGAGCAUGGUGGGCGGGCAGCUGAAGAACCUCACGGGCGGCCUGGGCGGCGAGGAGAAAAGCGAGAGCGAGAAAUCGCCGGCCGAGGCGCAGGGCAUGACCCGCGAGGAGUAUGAGGAAUAUCAGCGGCAGCUGGUGGAGGAGAAGAUGGAGAGAGAUGCCCAGUUCGCCCAGCGCAAGGCGGAGAGAGCCACGGUCAGGUCGCACUUCCGAGAGAAGUACAGGCUCCCCAAGAACGAAACCGAUGACAACCAGAUCCAGCUGGUGGGAGGUGACGUGGAGCUGCCCAAGGAGCUGGCAAAGAUGAUCGAGCAGGACAACGAGGAGGAGGAGGAGAAGAACUCGGUUAUCGGCCAGCUCAGCAACAUCCAGAACCUGGACCUUGAUUCCUUGAAGGACAAAGCUUCGGCCACGCUAGAGGACCUGAAGCAAUCUGCGGAGAAAUGCUCCGUGAUGUGAUGGGGGCUGAGCAGGGAGGGGACGCAGCGCGGGGGCUGGCGGGGGCUGCUGCCUGCAGCGGGGACCCCAGCCACGUUGUCACCCCUGCCGCGUGUCACUCGGGUCCUCCUGAGCCGUGUGAGCCCUGUCGAGCCCCUGUGACCCAGAUGUCCCUGAUGUGUGGCUUUCGUUCCGUUCGCCGGGCUGAGCUUAGAGCCAAGAGCCAGCAUGUCCCCCCCGUACCCCAAGGCCUCCUCCCCGGGCCCGCAGCCCGCAGGCAGAGCCCCGCAGGUUGCAGAGAACGGGAGAGCCACCUUGGAGUGUCCUUGACCUUGCAGCGGUGGCCACACGCUGCGGCUCUGCCUCCACGUUUCCGCUCAGCCUCCUAGAAACGACCGGGAGGCUCCGAUUCGCCUCGCAAGGACGAGGCAGGGUGUGCAACACCCCCCUCCCCGUGUCCCCUAGCCAUGCCCCGAGAAAAGACAUCCCAUCCCCGCAAGGAACAGCCCCCCCGUGCCCUUGAGGGCCCCUCCGAAGGAGCCAGCCGGGAAGGAUCUGCCAUACGAUCCCGCUCAUCCCUGCGGGAAGGGCGGUGCUGAAGCCUGAAUUGACACCAGAGAGGAGCAAAAGCCCUCCCUGGUGCCGAGCUGAGCCCGCAGCAGCCCUUCCCCGGAGCAGUGGUGUCCCUCUCCCGGGAUGGGAUCCCGUCCUUGUUCCUUCCAGGAGCAGAACAAAGCCAUGAGGGAAUGUGUCCCCGUGCUCCCUGCUCGUCGUGCUGUAGUCGUGCUGUGCUCGGUUGAGUGUCCCUCACCUCCUGUGCUGUCCCCGUGCCACGGUACUGUUAUCACCGGUGGAAUAAAUACCAGGAGAUGUCUAUGCAUUUA